CGACACUAGCAACGAUGAAAUCGAGGUAACAUAGCUGCGUCUCGAACACAGAUUCUCAAAGUAGGAAGAUAAAUUUUCACUGGCACAAGGAACAAUUGAUAUUUGCAGCCAACAAACAUAGCUCAACGAAAUAGCAGGUUUUGUUAAUUACUAAGUCAAUAGAUGAAAGUACUUUUCGUUCCAUAGUUGAAAAUUUGCUCGUUUGAAGAGAAAACGUUAACAAGAAAAAGACAUUUUUUAUUUGACUAGGCCCUCAUUACUGAAGCAAAAGGCCUUGAAGAACGCACCCUGGUAGGGUCCAUGCUUAUUGUCAAAGAAGCACGGAGACUACGAGUGUUUAAUAUAAGAAACACGCAAAUCCAUGGGUAAACGAAUGGUUGAUCCAGGCUGAGCGUUAUCGUUAUUAUGGAAUUUGGUACUUUGACCGUAGUUUUUGCUAUCGCAAAUCAAUGAUAUUCGAUAAUUAUGAGCAAUUUUGAGUUCACCAUUUCCCGCUACAUUUUACAUGUACUGAUGGACACUUGUUUGCUUUGAAUGGCAAAAGAGACAUUUUCCAUAUUUGUAGAAUGAAUUCUAAACAGGACAGGCCUGUCAGCACACUUUCAACUGCUUCAAGCAGGUCAUGGAAGGGUUUUUUUAAAAGACGAAGGGUGACCCCGUCGUCAUCUUCAGAGUAUUGGUGUAAGUCAUUAUCAGUCCCUGUUGAUGAAGGGAGAAUCGUUAGGGUCUUGCAAACAUCUCCAGAUCAAUCAGAUCUGAAAAGUGCAAGUACCCCUUUGCUGUCUGCAUUUGAGGACAAGACUGUUUUCUUUUUUCAUGGUGUUGGUGGGUCUGCUGAAAUUUGGCAAAAGCAAAUGACUUUCUUCCAUAUAAGAGGAUACAGGACAGUUGCACCAGAUUUGUUAGGACAUGGAGAAAGCUCAAAACCACAUCGUUCUUCUGCCUAUAGCUUUAACAAUCUUGGAAGAGAUAUGCUCAAAAUCUAUGACAUUUUUCAAGGAAAACGUAACAUUCUAGUUGGACAUUCUUAUGGUGCGUCAUUUGCAACUCUGAUUGCUACCGAAAGAACCAGCUCUGUUGCAAAGGUCAUUCUUAUUAGUGGUGGUCCACCAACAUCAUUAAAACCAGAAAGAUUUUCAGUAUUCUGCUUACCACUUCCAAUCUUCAGCCCAAUUAAACCAAUGGUGGUGAAGCGAUUCAGAUCAAUGGCCUUUCAUUCACCAAUCAAGGAGAAAACCAUGUCAUUCACACUACCAGCAUAUAUUCUGAAGUCUGUCAUGCAGGGACAGCAUUGGCCAGAAGGCAAUGAAGAAUAUCAUGGUGAUCUGUUAGUUCCUGUUUUGUUGAUUUAUGGCAGAAGUGACAAAUUUGUUACACUGGAGGAAGAGCUAUGGACUGAAGAGGUGAUUUACGGUUCUAAUUUGGAGAUAGUUGAAGAUGCUGGCCAUAUGGUUAUGAUUGAGAAGCCAGAUGUGGUUAACCAAAUGAUCCUGAAAUUCUUGAACCGGGACGCAACAACAAGGUCAAUGGUUGAUCUUUCCCAAGCCUCAGCUACUGGCCUUGUCAAAGAUUUCCCAGGAGUAGACAGUCCAGAGAAAGACACAGAUUCCCAUGUAAUCAAUCAUUUCAUUAACAAAGACCUGCUUCACAAUGAAGUAUCAGGGGCUUCUAGACCACCAAGUCGAGCUGCAUCAAGGCUUUCCCGACACGGCUCUGAAAAAAAGACCAAAAUCGGUCUAUGAUGAAUUCCUUGGUUAUGGGCUUUGCAAAGUAGGAAGUAAUAUCAUUUUGUAAUUGUGAUAAGUAAGUGCUUCAGUGUAGAGAGCAAAUGACUGGGAAGCUUGACCACAUAUAAAAUUUGAUUUCUUCAAGUUUUGCAGGAAGGGCCUAAUGCCCUGUAUUUAUAAAAGAGCCUAAUGGGUAAUCACCAUGUUGCUCCUCAAACUUCUUAAUAUGUUAUUUAUACAUUUUGAGGGGUACAAGCCCUUAGAUAAUUGCCUGUGGCAUACUUUAACUCUUUAUUUCUUAAAAACAAGAGUAUUUCAAAUUACCUUUAUCAAAUAGCUCUAUGAUACAUUUAAAACCUAAUCUAUAUCUUGACUUUGUUGUCAAACAUUCUGCAUUAAAAAAAAAGUGGACACAACCUAGGCUUCAAAUUCAACAAUUAAAUAUAAUCUUGUGAGCUUUUAAUUAAGACUGAGAUAUAAGAUUUUUCCCUUAAUGUCUGGCUUGAGGAAAGAAAGCCCAAAGCUUCUGUGAGUUUUUUUUAGAUUUUUUAUGUUUUGCAAAGAAACAUUCAGUAUGACCAUGAAUGAUAGAACAUCUAUUGAUGCUUUGAAAGAAGAAGUAAUCCAAAGAUUGAUAGAAGUUUCUAUUAAAUUCUUUCUUUGUCAAGGUUGGUUGGAAAUAGGUAAUUGAGAUGUAACUCAAAUCAUUGGAUGUAAAAUAAUUGUUUCCUUUGUAGGUUUGUAAUGUAAUGUUAGUUUUUGUAAUGUGAUAAAAAUUUUGUAUGAACUUUUAAGUAGAAAACAAUGAAAGAAACGGUUAGAAGCAACAAAAAAAACUUUUUGUUGCCAGUUAAAAUCUCGGUGGAAUCUCAAACUGCCAAAGAAGGGAAAUAUAGGAUAAAAGGGAUCUCUAGAUGUCUUCCCCACUUGCCCAUAUUAACAUACUUCACCCUUCAUUGAGAAGUUCCAUUUUGAUUUUCACAAUCCGGAUAAUUUAUCUUUACUUAAAUCAGAGGACCAGAGGAUUGCAAGAGCGGUUUAGAAUUUAAAUGUUUUUAGUAAGCAGAUUGAUAAAGUUGAAACUUCUUUGUAGAUAAAUAGCAAGUGACGUGUUUACGACAUCAGUCCACUUUUAUGUUUGUUGCUUUAAAGGAAAACAAAAGAUUUUCCAGUAGAAAAUUAUAUAUUUAUUAAGAAUAGAAUUUAUUUAUGAUAAUUAGAGAAUAGUUUUGGUGGGAAAUUAAUUUUUGUUUCUGGUUUGAUUUGUUAUUCAGUUUAUUCUGAUCUAAUGUAGAUACGA
Messenger RNA from Rhopilema esculentum, 3027 nucleotides. RefSeq names its product protein ABHD8. Gene Ontology annotation, molecular function: monoacylglycerol lipase activity; aspartic-type endopeptidase activity. Gene Ontology annotation, cellular component: membrane. Lineage: Eukaryota; Metazoa; Cnidaria; Scyphozoa; Rhizostomeae; Rhizostomatidae. Gene Ontology annotation, biological process: proteolysis; acylglycerol catabolic process. The record is from RefSeq and is a predicted model, not a curated record.